Molecule: messenger RNA, 2482 nt
Organism: Sinocyclocheilus anshuiensis
Lineage: Eukaryota; Metazoa; Chordata; Actinopteri; Cypriniformes; Cyprinidae
Gene: nck2a
Product: NCK adaptor protein 2a
Exons: 6
Coding region: 175-1386 (403 amino acids)
Biological process (GO): positive regulation of translation in response to endoplasmic reticulum stress; ephrin receptor signaling pathway; negative regulation of PERK-mediated unfolded protein response
Cellular component (GO): cytoplasm
Molecular function (GO): signaling adaptor activity; receptor tyrosine kinase binding
Source: RefSeq, a predicted model, not a curated record
GAGCGAGGGUUAGAGAGAGAGCAGCGGGCUGGGCCCACGGACAAAAACUCGCCGAAAAGGAUUUACAUUCGCUACGUAUCGUCCCACCAAUCCAAGUCUGCAAAGAGAGUGUGUUUUUCUGCUUUCCUAAAGCCCGAUCUGUCAGGAGUUACAGCAAGUGGGACUCGAUGAAAGAUGACAGAGGAGGUGAUUGUUAUAGCCAAGUGGGACUACACAGCUCAGCAAGACCAGGAACUGGACAUCCGGAAGAACGAGCGCCUGUGGUUGCUGGAUGAUUCCAAGACCUGGUGGAGAGUCCGCAACGCAUCCAACCGCACCGGCUACGUCCCCUCUAAUUAUGUUGAGCGCAAAAACAGUCUGAAGAAAACCUCACUAGUGAAGAACCUGAAAGACACUCUCGGCCUUGGAAAAAUGAAAAGGAAGACUAGUGCUCGUGAUCCAUCUCCCACACCCAGCACAGAGGCAGAGUACCCAUCCAAUGGCAGUGCAGGAGGAGGUGGAGUGGGCGGGGCCGAGCGGAUCUAUGACCUGAACAUUCCCACACUGGUGAAGUUUUCUUAUGCAGCUGAGCGUGAAGAUGAACUCAACCUAAUAAAAGGGGAGAGGGUGGCUGUGAUGGAAAAGUGCAGUGACGGCUGGUGGAGGGGUAGCCAUGCCGGCCGAGUCGGUUGGUUCCCGUCCAACUACGUCCAAGAGGAGGUGGGAUACACAGACCAUGAUGACGUCUUUGGGGACUCAUUGGGGGGCUUCCGGUCCUUAAAGGUGGGGCAAGGUGCGGCGAUGGCCAACGGCCGGCCGGGAGGCUCUGGGAGCUCCGUUCUGCAUGUGGUCCAGACUCUGUACCCCUUCAGCUCUGUCACAGAGGAGGAACUGAACUUUGAGAAGGGGGAGACGAUGGAAGUUUUGGAAAAGCCAGAGAAUGACCCAGAGUGGUGGAGGUGUAAAAACAGUCGCGGCAUGGUCGGUCUUGUGCCCAAGAACUAUGUGGUAGUGCUCAGUGAUGGGCCAAUAGCGAAGGGUUUAGGGUCAAGUCAUGGCUCCCCUCACAUCAGUCACACAGUUCCCUCACGUACAGGCAAAUUUGCUGGAAAGGAUUGGUACUAUGGUAAUGUGACACGGCACCAAGCUGAGUGUGCACUUAAUGAGAGAGGAGUGGAAGGGGACUUUCUGGUACGGGACAGUGAGUCAUCGCCCAGCGAUUUCUCAAUUUCUCUGAAGGCUGUGGGGAAGAACAAGCACUUCAAGGUGCAGCUGCAGGACGGAGUAUACUGCAUCGGUCAGCGGCGUUUUAGCAGUAUGGAUGAGCUUGUAGAGCACUACAAGAAAGCACCCAUCUUCACCAGUGAGCAAGGAGACAAACUCUAUCUUGUCAAGCCCCUUGCCUGAAUUUGUCACUGACGUUACCUCUCCCCCUGUGCAGCUGUUCCCUUCUUCCCUUCUUUUUUCUCUUGCUCUUUUCAGAAGCAACUUCAAGGACUAUUUGACAUUUCAAAGCCCAACAUUGCCUCCACUCCUGUAGGGAGCAGUAGCAACUUAUUCUUUUAAACAAAGAUGUCCGUCCUUGAUAUACGUGCCGGUUUUUUUGGUUUUUUUAUGAUUUAGUCACUUCGGAGGUUUUGGUAAAGAAAAACAGAAUGGCAUUUCACUGAGCAACAUCUGUAGAACUCUCUCCCAGACUUUGGACAGCUGUUCUUCUGCUCUUCCUGUUGCUGGUUAAUCCACAACCUCAAUCCACAUUACAUUGGUUUACAUUUCUCUGCUCAAAAGAGCAUUACAGUAUGUAAAUGUUUAGCUCUUGUACUGAAUUAGCAGAGGAGAAUAGAUUCAUGUGCAUGUCUUAACCUUGAUCCUUCAAAGCAGGUGAGCAUAUGAAGAAUGAGGAGUGUGAUUUGGUUUCCAACUGAUGGUGUGUCUCCAUUCAUAGAGCUCAUCCAAAGGCCAUGCAACUUGUAUGUUCACACUGCAGCUGCCUAUCGCAUUACACUGUCAGAAUCUGAAUACAAACUGAUAAUUGAGAUGACAGUCAGAUUUCACCCUGAAAUAAAGAGGUGCUGUCCCAUCUUCUGAGCCUUUACAAACACUGUUUUUGCAUCUACAGUCCUAUCCCGCAUACAUGAAGGCAGUGUUUGGACUUCUCUGCUCCUAUAAUGCGAACAUACACAGCUUUCCAGGUAUUUCUCUUGGAUCCGAGUCACUUCAGGGUUUCUUCAGAAUCAGGGUACUUCAUAAAGGGAGAUAAAUGCCGCAGUUAUGACAGGCGUUAAAAGAGAUGGAGGUAAAGAGAGAGAGAUUGUAGCUAUUAAGAGAGAGUAGUUUCUGUAGACAAGGAGAAAGUUUGAAUGUGUGUCCUUUCAACCAAAUGUGCCACCCACUCCCAGUUCUGCUACUAUUGAUGUCUUAUUGCACCUCACCAACACGUCUUCUCUGCUCUCAGUAACACAGUUGAUUGUGAACACUAAUUCAAGAGUAAUAAAACAAAAUC